Sclerotinia sclerotiorum 1980 UF-70 is the source of this 471-nucleotide messenger RNA. RefSeq lists its product with no specific name. Lineage: Eukaryota; Fungi; Ascomycota; Leotiomycetes; Helotiales; Sclerotiniaceae. The transcript has 2 exons. The coding region runs from base 1 to 471 and encodes 156 amino acids. The record is from RefSeq and is a predicted model, not a curated record.
AUGUCGGUACCAGUACAAAACGUGCCAAUUGAAUGUGAGCUAUCACGUUCCGCUGGACAGGUUGGACAUCACACCUGGGCAGAAAUGGAACGAUCGCCGAUUGAUACUAUUAAAUAUCCGAGGAGGCGAGAUGCGAAGAUAAUUUUGAGAAGUCAUACUUCUUCGAGAACAAAUGAGGAAGUUCGUUGGUACCUGGAAGUGGAUCAUCUUAUAUAUCUCCUAACCUAUCAUAUUCUGAUGAUAACGGGACUCCAUAAGCAUACACUUGCAGCAGCCUCUUUGGCUCUUUGGACAAGAAGGUUGAAUGUGAUAUCGUGGGGAGGAGGUCAAAAGUCUGACAUACAAAUUGGUGUAAGCAAAACAGAUUGGUUGCUUGAACUUGCUUCAACUUUUUUCAAGGGUCAUCCACGCAGGAGGGAGUCAGGGAGCUUUGCUGAUCGUAACAUUAUGCUUUUUCGAAAAGACCCUUAA